AUGGAGCCUCUUAUGGCUCGGGAUGGCUCUCGGCGGGCGGGCAGCUGCGGCAGCUGCUGCUGUGGCUCGGGCGGCGGCGGCGCGGCGGCGGCAGAGGGGGCUCCGGGGUCGGACCAUCGGCUCUCCCUGCGCUCUCCGCACCGCGGCUUAAAUGAUGUAUUUUGUGAUCGCAGCGAUGAAAGCUCAAAUUGAAAUUAUUCCUUGCAAGAUCUGUGGAGACAAAUCAUCAGGAAUCCAUUAUGGUGUCAUUACAUGUGAAGGCUGCAAGGGCUUUUUCAGGAGAAGUCAGCAGAGCAAUGCCACCUACUCCUGUCCGCGUCAGAAGAACUGUUUGAUUGAUCGAACCAGUAGAAACCGUUGCCAGCACUGUCGGUUACAGAAAUGCCUGGCCGUAGGCAUGUCUCGAGAUGCUGUAAAAUUUGGCCGGAUGUCAAAAAAGCAAAGAGACAGCUUGUACGCAGAAGUACAAAAACACCGGAUGCAGCAGCAGCAGCGAGACCACCAACAGCAGCCUGGAGAGGCCGAGCCGCUGACUCCCACCUACAACAUCUCGGCCAACGGGCUCACCGAGCUUCACGAGGACCUCAGCAACUACAUCGACGGGCACACCCCAGAGGGAAGCAAGGCAGACUCUGCUGUCAGCAGCUUCUACCUGGACAUACAGCCUUCCCCAGACCAGUCAGGUCUUGAUAUCAAUGGAAUCAAACCAGAACCAAUAUGUGACUACACACCAGCAUCAGGCUUCUUUCCCUACUGUUCUUUCACCAACGGAGAGACGUCCCCAACUGUGUCCAUGGCAGAAUUAGAACACCUUGCACAGAAUAUAUCUAAAUCACAUCUGGAAACUUGCCAAUACUUGAGAGAAGAGCUCCAGCAGAUAACGUGGCAGACCUUUCUGCAGGAGGAGAUCGAGAGCUACCAAAACAAGCAGCGAGAGGUGAUGUGGCAGUUGUGUGCCAUCAAAAUCACGGAAGCUAUACAGUAUGUGGUCGAGUUUGCCAAACGCAUUGACGGAUUUAUGGAACUGUGUCAAAAUGAUCAAAUUGUGCUUCUCAAAGCAGGUUCUCUAGAGGUGGUAUUUAUCAGAAUGUGCCGUGCCUUCGACUCUCAGAACAACACCGUGUACUUUGAUGGGAAAUAUGCUAGCCCCGAUGUCUUCAAAUCCUUGGGUUGUGAAGACUUUAUUAGCUUUGUAUUUGAAUUUGGAAAGAGUUUAUGUUCUAUGCACCUGACUGAAGAUGAAAUUGCGUUAUUUUCUGCAUUUGUACUAAUGUCAGCAGAUCGCUCGUGGCUGCAGGAAAAGGUAAAAAUUGAAAAACUGCAACAGAAAAUUCAGCUAGCUCUUCAACACGUCCUGCAGAAGAAUCACCGAGAAGAUGGAAUACUAACAAAGUUAAUAUGCAAGGUGUCUACAUUAAGAGCCUUAUGUGGACGACAUACAGAAAAGCUAAUGGCAUUUAAAGCAAUAUACCCAGACAUUGUACGACUUCAUUUUCCUCCAUUAUACAAGGAGUUGUUCACUUCAGAAUUUGAGCCAGCAAUGCAAAUUGAUGGGUAAAUGUAUCACCUAAGCACUUCUAGAAUGUCUGAAGUAUAAACCAUGAAAAACAACAACAAAAAAAUUAACCGAGACACUUUAUAUGGCCCUGCACAGACCUGGAGCGCCAACACACUGCACAUCUUUUGGUGAUCGGGGUCAGGCAAAGGAGGGGAAACAAUGAAAACAAAUAAAAGUUGAACUUGUUUUUCUCAUGCAUAUGAUUUCCAUUAUGCCUACAGAUAUGGACCCUUUUUCUGUCUCAACUUCUUGAUCAUUGACCUCUGUUUACAACUGAAGGAGGGUACUAAAGUCGGAGGAUUUCCUUUUCUUGUAGCUCACUGCCCACAGACUUUCUGCAGAGUCACCAAUCUGUCGGUAACAACAGAGAGUCCGGCAAUAAUCGGUGCCCGGUGUGCAUAGCGGAGGUGGCGGCAUGACUUUGCACAACCUGCUCUUUGUUUCAUGAAGGAAGUUUUUAUUUUUUUCACCGAUUAUUGCCAGUCAGCAGGAUGGCAUGAAAAGGGUCCAUAGCACUAGCAACGAUAGCAUUAUAAUAUAUUACAGGGUAAAUGGGCAUGAAGACUAUAUAUAGCUAAAAGAGAUAUUGUUUAUAUAUUGUUUUAAUUAAUAUAAAAUGUAGUUACUGGUGUAGCUUUUCCUGUUGAAUUGAUAAGGCACUUUCAUUUUGCACCUUUUUCUUUAAAUGAAAUGCUAGCGUGUUCACUGUCGUGUCGCAUGUGCACCAGAAACACAAGUUUAACUGAGAAGGCUUGGAAGGUACGUCAGGAGGUAUUUAUGCUGCUGUUUACAAAUUACUUUGAAAAGACUGGCUGGUCAUAUCUAGAAAUCAUGAUGCGGAUUAUUGGUUUGUUUUUGUUUUGUUUUGUUUUGUUUUUUUACACUUCAUUUGGUAUUAGAAACGGAACUCUCCCUAAAUUAUACUUUGCUUUUUGGUAAGCUCAAGGAUAGAUGUGUUUAUGCUUCAUACAAAGUUGAAUGGUCGAUUGGUGCUAUGGACUUAUACCAUCAUGCACGUUAAGUGCCACCUCAUGGAGGCAGGGGAGGGAGGGGAGGCUCAUUUCAUACAAUUCAGUAGUUAUACGGACUCAGUCUCAACUUGGAAUUCUUAUGCUUUGAGGAUAAAUCAGUAACCCAAAUAUUUAUUGGAAUUCAGCUUUUAUUAUAAGAAGGACCCAAAGAUUAUAUCUGGAGCAAACACACACUCCCCAUGUGAGGACAUGAAACAUUUACUUUGUGAAUGCCUAUGUUCUUGGUCUAAUCUAGGAACCCUAAGAGUGUAUCUCAGAGUGACCUAGCUCUAGACUAGCUGCCUCUAGAUGCUAUAAUUCUAGAAUAUAGCUCUCCAUAUUUCACAGACAAUGGACAGAAGGGCGAGGGAGUUAUGCAACACUGAACCGGUUUCUCUUAUUUAAAUAUUAAAUAUUUUAAGCAUUCAAAGUGAAGUUGAUGCUAGCCGCAAACAUUUACUCUUAUAUUUAUCUUCACUAGAAAACUGUGGACUGUAAUUUAUUUUAUUAAAUAUUUAGAAGAAUGUUUGGCUUUUGUGUUCAGAUGAGAAAUAUUGAAUGUUUUUGUUUAAUUUCGUUUUUUUUUAAAUUUUAAUAAUUCCCAGUGGGGGAAGGGAAAAUGAACAGUCUGAUAUACAAGUGUGCAUAUUUUUAAAAUAAGUGCCCUUUGGAAAUGUCAGCAUUUAGAAGAUGAUUUUAGUCAGUCGGGUGGGAUUCAAACUUCUGGUCUGACACGAAGGACCAUGGUUAUACAGAAAAGGGAAUAUCCCAUAGCAUAAUGGUGGGAGUUUCCAGACAGCCCUUUAUAGCCAAAAAAAUGUCUCUACCCCCAGGCUCUUCCUGAAUCUUCCCUAGGAACUGUGGCUCCUAAUGUCACGUGGAUCACCUCAGGGGCGUCCCAGAGCCAUUUACUCUGGGUUUAACCCCAACUGAUUUUCUGACUUGUUUCUGGAGGGAUUUGGAAAAGAGGAAGGAAUUAUUCACAGAGAAGUGUGUAUGAAGCCUAAAUAACAUCUUAAUUUUUUUUUUCAAAAGUAUAGUAAGGGUUUAACCAUAAAUAGAAGACGAGAGUAAUAUCUACUUAAAUUUCUUACAAGUAUAUUAAACUUUAUGUGAGUGUUUAUAUAGAGAGGUAAACUAAACAUAUAGUAUUUAUAUUUGGGCAAGAAGGGUGAAAUCAAAAUUUUAAUUUAAAUAAGCAUAGUUCCUUUAAAGAUCAAUAGUAUUUAUACUCUGAAAAGAGUACCAAGCUUAGUUAUUUAUUUGUCCAUUUAUUUUUCCUGUUGUUUCUCCUGGGCCGGGGGGUGGGUAAUGUGUUGGUUUUUUUUGGGGGGGGGGGGUUGUUUUUUGUUUUUUGUCAUUCUGAGUCACUAAAUUUGGGGAUGGUUUUAUUAAAGUGUAUUAACUUCUUUUUAACCAAAGCUUUCUGAAUAUGACCAGCCUCAGGUGCUAGCGCAUUAAAGAGCAACUAAACCUAAUUCCAGUGUCCGUUUGUGAAGUGAUAAGAGCUAACUGUAAUUCUCUAAGGGUGAGAGAGAGCAUAAUGUUGAGCUUAAAAGAAAUUCCUUUUCCCAGAAAGGACUUUGCAUGUACCAAAUGCAAAAAAAGAUGCUUAAUCUCAGUAGUCGUCACACCGUGGUGACAUUGCUUUUAGAAUAAACCAACAUACAUUGACAUGAUGCUGCUACCAGGUCUUUCUGAAAGAAAAGCAAGGUGAGGAAGAGCAAAAUACAUUGGCAGUGUAGGGACAGAGCAGGAGAGGCGUGCUCGGUGAACAGAGGGAACAACUAGGAUUUGGAUCAAAGUUGGGAUCAGAAGUUAAACAAUAAAUUCAGUUUAAAAAAAUGAAGUAUAGAAAAGGAUGUGAAAAACUCUGCAUCUUUAUUUUAUUCUUAUAGAAACACCUGUGUGAGGACACAACUACUUGGUGAUACAGAACAGUGAUUGUUAAGAGUUCUAAUAAUUAAAGUUUCCUAAACUUAAAUAUCCAGUAGUCUUUUAAAGAUUGGAAUCACAUCAUUGUUAUCCCAGCUCCUAUGAUGCCUUUAAUACAGUUUUUUCAUAGAGGGUACAUAAGGCUUUUUGUACAAAGCCUGAAUACCUUUGGUUACAAUGGUGUCAGAUGGUUGCAUUAUAUUCUGAAGAACCUGGCCUUGGUCACAAUGAAAACAAAAGUGCAGAUGAAAGUGCUUUUUUGGACAGUUUGCAAAUUGUGUUAAAGCUAUGGAUUUUUUUAAAGUGUUCAGCAUCCUAAUUUGCGUUAAAGCUAUGGAUUUUUUAAAAAGUCUUCAGCAUCCUAAUUCACCCUUCCUAACUUAAGGAAAAUAUAACUUAAGACACUGCUUCUAAGUUUGGUUGUUCUUUAUAGUGUGGAUACCCAGAUCUCUGUGAGCAUAGGGGGGUGGGCUGAGGGCCAGGUGAGAAGGGAGAGAGAGAGAGAGAGAGAGAGAGAGAGAGUGUGUGUGUGUGUGUGUGUGUGGUUUUCGUGUGUAUGAUGUGUGUGUGUCGGACCGCUUCUAGGCUACUAAGUGUCAAUGGAAAAGAAAUGUAUUCAAAAUACUUAAAUCAAAACUAGAAGAUGGGGAAAAAAAAAAGAUUUAUUCUAUACAAAGCCUUGUCUGGACCACUUUAGAGAGACUUCUAUUUUUUUAACCCUUCUAUAAAUAUUUGAUGGCACUUGAAAUAUUCCUGCAAUAAAAUGUGAUUUGUGUAAAGAAAAAAAAAAGAUUUUGUAAUGUGAAACAAAGAAAGAAAGUAAUGUAAUUUUCUAAAAAAAAAAAUACAAACAAACAAACUUUGUAUUAUUUUCUUGAUGGAAUUUGUCUAUCUGUCUUUGGAAAACUUUUUAUUUCAUUGAAUGUGCCAUAGUAGAAAUAUGUGUUUUUAGUUUUAGACUAAGGAAUAGCUGUUUGUGUUCCGACAUUCCAAAAUGCAAAACAACCUAGUAGAAUCUUUAUUGAAAAGGUUUAAGUAGGAUGUAAGCUUCUCUCAUUGUUGCUUUUUUGCACAUGUUCUUCAUUCCUCUCUAGUGCAAUAUGUACAUAGAGCACUUGCGGGUGUACCUUGAUCCCUCAGGGAAAAAAUACAUAUUUGUACAGUUUUGGUUUUUUGGUUUUUGUUUUUGGUUUUUUGGGGGGGUUUUUUGUUUUUGUUUUUGUUUUGCCUUUUGUUUUUGGCUAAGGAAUGUCGAUUGAAUCACUUGUUAUUGUUGAGGGGCAGCCAGAUAAUAAUCCUAAAGCCACUGUUUUCAAACAUUGAUUGUUUAAAUCAUGUGUCCUUCCAGUGCUAUUAUUUUAAGAUAAUAAUAAUAAAAAGUUAUUUUCUGACAGUUCUUUGUGCUGAUUGGUGAAAAAAAAAAGGGUAAAUAAGCACCUUAUGAUUGACUUACUGUGAAUGACAAUCCAUCUUGAUAUCAACAAUAGAAGCCCUAUCACUUUGGAGUUGGGGUUAAGAGUCAGAAACAAUGUGCUCAGGGAUCUUCUAAAACUCUUCAAACAGGGUGGCCAGUACUACUGGGACAAAUUGUGUUUUUUAUUAUUAAUAAUAGUGAUAAUAAUACUAUCCCUCAAGGCACAAGUGAACUGUGUAGAACUGCAUGUGUGUGUGUAUGUAAACUCUUCACUCUCGUCUCAUUUUGUUGAGUUCAAAACGUAUGUGUUCUUCAGUCUUGUGUGGUUUAAAACGUUGAAUAACUUCCAAAGCAGUAUAAAGUUAUGCCAGUAUCUUCACAAGAUAAAUUAAUAGGCAGUAUACCAACAGAGAACAUCACUUCAAGUGCAGUCCUACAUACUCCAUUUACCUUCCUCAAAAUUCAUAGCAUUACAUAUUAGAAACUUCCCAAUUGUACAUGGUAUGUAAAAAAUUGUUUAAACCAGUUAUGAGAGAUCUGCCUAUCAUUGCAGUAAAAGAGGUAAAACUUUGAACACAUUUUUUCAAAUGCCAGCAAAUAACUUAUUUUCAUUGCACUCUCCUCUAGAAGCAAACCAAAACAUCCCUUUAUGUAACAUAGUUCUUUUACUUCUACACUUAGAGUUUUCAUCUCUUGAAUCAAUACAAGAGCUAACGUUUAAAGACAAAAAAAAACCCCACCUAUGUAACAGUGCCAUGAGCCAGCUUUUAGGGUUACUUUGGACAUUUUUGCAAUAUAGCUUCGUUCUCAUGUUUCCAUGUAUUUUCAUGAGGUCAGUGAACCUCAGUAUAACUGUUGGCUUUGAUUCUUCCAUACCUGGAACACACAUUGAGAAGAAGCUUUUACUAUUUUCUUAGUACCAUAGCAGAAUAUAAUUUGAGAAAACUUUCCAUGUCAUUUAGAUGAAAAAGAAACUUUGACCUUGUUUUUGAUAAUAAAGACCAUGGAAAAUGGCAGAAAUUUCUCUUUCUCUCUCCACUUCUAUACAUGUAUACAUAUAUAUACAUACAUACGCAUAUAUAUACAUACACACACACACAGGUUAUUGACACUUUCACAUAUUGUAACAUGUGAUUGCCAUGUCUUAUUUAUAUAAAGAUUGCUACAACAGAACCCUAUUAACAGAAAUAUAAUUGCAACAGAAAAAUCUUGAUCUAUUGCUAAUAAUCUAUGAUGUAAAUCUUCAUUCUACCCCUAAACACUAAUAUUACUAAAGAGGUUCCACCAGAUUUGAUUAAAGAGGCCUUCCUCCUAUUUAUUCUUAAGAUAUGAGAAGGCUGAUGACAAUGUCUUUACAAAGCGAAUGGUUUCACUUCUGGGUCAGUUGCUUAUUUGUUGUUAAGUAAGAUCAGUUUUGUCAGGCUCUCAAGAAUAAUUUUUUUAAAGUAAUCCAAAAGCCUGGCUUUAUAUCAAGGAAAUAUCAUAGAUGGAUCUCCAUGUUUAACCAGACCCUCAGAUCUUAGAGCAAUAAAUACAUUCAUUCAGUCACUUACUUAUUUAUAAAUGAAUGACAGGAUAUUCCAUCCAAAUAAACACGAUGUUUUUUCAGCAAUGCAAUAUAACAUGGGGUCUUGUGUUAAGAAAAUGCAUAUGACUAUUUUAAACAGAUGCCUACAGAAUCCUUGUUUGCUGUUUACAUUUAGUGUGUCUGCCACAUUUUCUUUUACUUUUUUCCUUCUAAGAACUGAAGACAGCUUGCUAUUAGCUUUGACACACUGCACACACCAUUAUGUUGUUCUCUAAGAGCAACUAAACUCUCUCCAGUGUCCCGUGUGUUUCCUUUCUCACUCAUUAUUACGUUAAUGUGGAUGAAAACUAUUUCUGGGAACUUGGUUAUUAUUGAAGAGAUUGCAUAUGUAAAUGCAGAUAAUUCUUGAGCAAUAUAGUGAAUAUGAUUUCACACACAAAAAAAUCUGUAUGUACUGUACACAUCUUCCUGAAUCCAAAAUUCUCUUAUCCACAGUGGUUUGAAAUCUCAAAUAAAACAGUGGUAAAUUUUUAAACAUUAGGACAUUAGCUGGCUGCUUCUUUAAAUGUACCUGUAUUGUCUGCCUGCUCCUUUUGUGGAGAUGUGUUUUUGUAUUGGAUGUUUGGGCCAAUGGGAGGCUUCAAGCUACAACAUAUUUUCCCAGUUUAAAUAUAUUUAACAUAUGACAAACCCCAGACAAGGCUUUUAAUAUGUAUAAAGAACUGCAGUGUUAGGUGGUUUAUUUGCAAACCGUUUUCAAUGUUGUCCAUUUUUAUGGCACCUUUAACAAUAUUCUUGUUUCCAAAGUACAAAAAAAAAAAAUAGGUUAAAUAAUCUAGCCAUAACUGAAUGUCAAGCAAUAAAACAAAUGACUUUUGUGCAUAGACUUAAAAAAAUACAAAUUUUAGACAUCUGCAUGUAAAUGCAAUCUCUUGUUUACUGCUUUCUUCAACUUGAGCAAUUGAUUCCUUAUUUACUAUUAACUUAAGAACUUGUAAUGGCCUGUAAACAUUUUCUCUCUUACUCUUCUUUCAAAUUUACCUUUGUCCCUGCUUUUAAGUCAUAAUAUUUAAUGUUGUUCUGCACAUCUCUAUACAGUUAACCUUUUGGCUUUCAUUCUGUAUAGAUAAGAAAAUGUUAUAUUAUAAACAGCCUACUCAGUGCAAAUAUUUAUCUGUUUAUCAACUCCACAAUAUGCUGUAUAAUACUGGUUUUACUAUAUAAUCUAUUUUAGACAUAGCUGUUUAGAACUAGAGUGUGCUAUUUUUGUGUUUUUCUGAUGUGUGGUGCUAGAUAAGUUACUUUUGUGAACAAAAAAAUCCCUUUUAUUCCUAGACAAUACCACCUUUGGGUCUUGUUAAUUUCACUGAGUAUAACUAUAUAUUUGUAUAUAUAUACAUAUAUAUAUAUAUAUAUCUACCUGUUCCCAACUGGCAGCUGUAUCAGAGUGCUGGAUUUGGGACAUGCUUUUCUCUUUAAAUACAUAAUAUCAUUAUAUAAAUUAUUCUAGAGUGUAUUUAAUUAGGAUAAAAUUACUUCCUUAGUAUGGAUAUUUGACAUCUAUAGGGUGAAUUUGCUUUUAAAUAUGGAUAUAUGAAAACUUCUUAGCAUUUACUUUAUGUUUGCUACUUGGGUUUAUACCAUAUCUUCUGAGCUGAAAACUAAUUUGCCAGGCCUUCAAGAUCCUAAGGAAACACUCUAGUUUAAUGGAGUAAUAUUUUUUUUUCUUACUAAGGAAUUAUAUUAUUGGCACCUGACAGAGUUGUGUACUUAUCUCCUAUUAUAGAUAAUAGGCAUUUAUAUAAAAUAUCCUUGGUGGCUUGAUGGCAGAAUAAACCUUUAACCUUUCCCCUCCUACUUGAGCCAUGAGAAGCAUGGAGACACCCGCUAUCAUGGCAGAACAUGGGCCAUAAAGCAAAUUUAACAAGGGACAUUCUGUUUCAGUAUGACCUCAACCAGUUCCAUGAACUGAGCGAAAGACCUUCAUUUUAAAAGUCAUUUAAUAAUGAGCUUAGUUAAACUACUUCACCUCUUCUCCCAAGACCUAUUGGCAUUGUUAAAAAUCAAAGUAUAUCAAAUAUCUAACUAAGGAUGUAGUUAACCUUAUUAAAUAUUGAUUAGAAUUGUUCUGUAAUAUUACUGAAUUUGUAAGAUCUUUAGCAAAGAUUUUUGAGCAAUUUAUAAAUAUAGAGCAAAUGUUUCUGUUUACUGCACUUUUUGUAAUUGAAGGUGAUAAAUUCUCAAGCCAUGGUUAUUGGCUUCCGUGCACUGCAUAUUAACCCACAAUUCUAGACAUUUUCCAUUUUUAUGGAAGAGUUGCUGUUACCUUAAUUAUAAAUGCAAUCAUGUGGUUAAUGAGAGCGAAUGCUAAUAGUUAACCUUUUAAAGUGAAUUGGCUACAGUUUAGGGAGAAAUCUCUUUUACUACAAAUCACAUCAUUCCUUAUUGCUUCACUUAGAGAUUGAAACCUGUUUUUCUGCUUGUUUUUUAAGCACCAUUUAGUAUCCUAAACUUCCUGAGAGUAGAGAUUGUAUCUCUUUGUGUCUACACAAUGGCCAGCACAUGUCAGCAUUUGAUAAUUGUUAAAUGACAACUGUGCCCCAAUUAAAAUUUUUUCCUGGGAUUUUUUUUUCUUUUUUUUUUUUUUUUUUUUUUUUUGGUGAAUUUAUAAAGUAUGUCAAGCCUUAUGGUUAACACUUUCUUCUACAACCAAGUAUUAAAGCCACGUUUAAAAAGACCACAUGAAAUGCUGAUUCUAAUUGUGUGUAGGUCUUGAAGAUUAAGCACACAAAUUUCACAAAACUCUGUGAGUAACAAACUCAGCCUUCUGUAAAUAUACAUGCAAGUUUGGAAACAGUAAUACUGUACCUAUAAAUAUAUGCUGUCUGUUUUGUGUACAGUAUGUAAAAACUCCUUUUCUGCCACACUAAAAAUGCAAGCCAUUUACGGGAAUCCUAAAAAUAGUAUUGUACUAAAACUUUGCUAAUGAUCUUUAUUGGAGGAUCAUCCAACGUUUCACUUACAAUGGGUUUUCUUUUCAAUUCACUCUUACAGUAGUCUGCUUCUUUCCAGCUGUUUGUUAUUUUAUUGAGUCCUCAAUUAAAAAAAAAUAUUUUGAUUCAUUUUGUAAAUACAAGCUGUAAAAAAAAGAGAGAUUUAAUGUUGUCUUUUAAAUACUCCGAUUUUCAUUCUAAUAUGAAUGUUGUUAUAUUGUACUUAGAAACUGUACCUUUAAUAUUACAUUACCUUUAUUAAAAGUGCAUUGAACACAUCAAUUUUAGAUGUGCUUUAUGUACUGUUAUCCUAUAAUAAAACUUCAGCUUCUAAUGGAA
This is a messenger RNA of Lutra lutra (Eurasian river otter), 10777 nucleotides long. It is a transcript of the gene RORA, whose product is annotated as RAR related orphan receptor A. Gene Ontology annotation, biological process: regulation of transcription by RNA polymerase II; negative regulation of inflammatory response. The transcript is spliced from 10 exons. The record is from RefSeq and is a predicted model, not a curated record. Bases 152 to 1558 code for a protein of 468 amino acids. Gene Ontology annotation, cellular component: nucleus. NCBI's taxonomy places the organism in Eukaryota, Metazoa, Chordata, Mammalia, Carnivora, Mustelidae. Gene Ontology annotation, molecular function: RNA polymerase II cis-regulatory region sequence-specific DNA binding; zinc ion binding; nuclear receptor activity.